This is a messenger RNA of Octopus sinensis (East Asian common octopus), 1654 nucleotides long. Its product is annotated as caspase activity and apoptosis inhibitor 1. The coding region runs from base 221 to 1552 and encodes 443 amino acids. The record is from RefSeq and is a predicted model, not a curated record. NCBI's taxonomy places the organism in Eukaryota, Metazoa, Mollusca, Cephalopoda, Octopoda, Octopodidae. The transcript has 8 exons.
GACUUUUGCUUCUCAGCUGUGUAACUCUUCUGUGUUUUCCCUGUCCUGUUCGACGCGACCCGAACAGAUGUUGACGUGGUUACCAAGGGAAUGUAGGUUUCUCCCAGCUCUAAACUAACCAUUAGGUUUGUUCCACACAAAUGUAUAUAUAUGAAGAAUUUCAAAUUUAGCAUAAUUCCAUCACCAAGAAAAAGUGUUUGCCCCAUUGAAACUAACCACCAUGCCUACUGCCAAAAUGCUGGCAGAUUCUACCCAAAGCGAUGCAGCUCUGGAAAGGAAAAAGAAGGAACGACAUGAUCGCCAUAAAAAGUCCAAGAAGGAAGACAAGCCCCACCAUCACAGUAAACGGAAAACUAAGAGUACAUUUGCUAGCGGUAGCAACAGAAAAAGUAAGAAAAAACAUAAAAGUACCACUUCUGAUAAAGAUACUGAAACGAAGGAAGGGUCUGAAGACAGUGACCUCAAUCUUAGCAAGCCCCUUCAUCCAAUCGGUCACUACAUCAACAAAAGAAGUGAAAUGCUGGAACAAAUGUUUCACUGUAUUCAAGGGGCCACACUGAAGAAAGCACUUCCAGAAAUAUUGCAGGAUUUACCAAUGAAGGAAUUGAAACAACUUUGCCUUACACAACUUGAGGUUAUGUCAAAGAAGCGAAUUCUUCGAAUAUUGGCAGGUGAUGACCCCAUAACUAUAUCUUCAUCUGGUACAGAUGAAUCAGCAGAUGAAGGUGGAAAUAACUCUGGGAAUGUAUCUAAGCGAAGCACAGUUGCUGCACAACCAGCAGAUUCUACUUCAUCUUCAAUCGACAGAGUGGAGUUCCAACCCGUAGCCGAUAGCAGAGUAUUAGCUGAUGUUAGCAAGACAAGCAGUGUUGUAUGUAAACCAACAGCUGAGGUAGAACUGGGUAUUACCAAAGAUAGUUACCACUCAAACCUAGCAUCUUCAGCAAGUUACUCAAGUAAUUAUAUCCCUUCAGAUCAGAAACUACUCAACAGACAGCAGAUCUAUACCAACCCAAACUGGCCUCCUCCCGGUGGAUCUGGGGAUCUUCAUUACCGACCACAUCCAGUCCGUGCACAUGUCUCACCGCACCUGUUGGCAUAUCAACAGGCUUUGUCCACCAAACAACUAGAUAUUUCUCAGCAUCAUACCAAAGUCAAUGAGGCAUUGAUAAUGACCAGGACACCGUACUAUGGCAGAAAUGCCACCACUGCAUUGGCCCAUAGCUUCAGUGGUGUCAGCACAAAUUUCUGCCACAACUGCAAACAGACUUAUUGUAUCUGCAACUACAAAACUAAGCCCACUUCGCUUGCAUCCCACCAGCUCCAUGCUGUGCCAGCAGCACCAACAGUAACAAUGGGACAGACUUUCACGACUGUAAAAGCCGCACCUGCAAAGAGUGCAUUUGCAUCUUCUGUGCGGAAGUCAUUACCACCAGGCACAGAAUCAUCGCAGAAUGUAAUUGUACAAACAGAAAUGGAAAUUUUGGAACUCGGCAUGCGAGCACGGGCCAUCAAAGCAAUGUUGCAAGCAGCAUCUCAGUGUAACCCUUAACAUCAGGCAAGUGCCCUACACACACCCAAUCACCCACACACACACAUACACACCACACACACCAUAUACAUACAUAUAUAUAUAUAUACACAUAUACAUAUA